AAGGCGGGUGUUCGUAGUUUUAAAGCACAUGAAGAAGCCGUGGGAGACUUACGGGUUUGUCGCAUCCUCUUUGCAUCGUUUACUAAUUGUGAAACUGGGAGAACCGUGAGGAGAGAGCAAACUGACGUUCAGACUGACUGCGCACUGUAAACACCGUGACCGUAAACAUGGCCUCCUCGGAGCUCGCACUUUUGAGUGUGUCUGACAAAACUGGACUGCUGCACUUUGCUAAAAGGCUUGUGGAUGUGGGGCUGUCUCUGGUCGCCUCAGGAGGUACAGCCAAAGCCCUGCGGGAUGCCGGGCUGGCCGUCAGGGAUGUGUCUGAGCUGACUGGACAUCCAGAGAUGCUGGGUGGCAGAGUGAAGACCCUGCAUCCUGCUGUGCAUGGAGGGAUCUUGGCCAGAAAAACACCCACUGACGCAGCUGACAUGGAGAAACUGGGCUACAGCCUGGUCAGAGUGGUGGUGUGCAACCUCUACCCGUUUGUAAAGACAGUCUCCAACCCAGAUGUCACAGUGGAGGGUGCUGUAGAGCAGAUCGACAUCGGUGGUGUAACUCUGCUCAGAGCAGCAGCCAAGAACCACGCUCGGGUCACCAUUGUGUGCGAUCCUGCUGACUAUUCGCUGGUUGCCAAGGAGAUGGAGAAUUCAGCGGACAAAGACACGACCCUGGAAACGCGAAGGACUCUGGCCCUCAAAGCCUUCACGCACACAGCACAGUAUGAUGAGGCUAUAUCGGACUACUUUCGUGGACAGUAUGGCCGCGGCGUGUCCCAGCUGCCUCUGCGUUAUGGCAUGAACCCCCACCAAGCACCCGCCCAAAUCUACACCCUGCGCCCAGCUCUGCCGCUCAGAGUGGUCAACGGGUCUCCCGGGUUUAUCAACCUGUGUGAUGCUCUGAAUGCUUGGCAGCUGGUCAGAGAGCUAAAAAGCGCCCUCGGCAUGGCUGCAGCAACUUCCUUCAAACACGUCAGCCCUGCAGGAGCCGCAGUAGGAGUUCCUCUGACCGAAGAGGAGGCCAAAGUGUGCAUGGUGCACGACAUGCUGAAGGAUCUCACUCCUCUGGCCACCGCCUACGCAAGGGCAAGAGGUUCAGACAGGAUGUCUUCUUUUGGAGAUUUCAUUGCUCUGUCAGAUGUGUGUGACUUUCCCACUGCUAAGAUCAUAUCACGAGAGGUCUCAGAUGGUAUCAUUGCUCCUGGUUAUGAUGAGGAGGCGCUCAAAAUCCUUUCCAAAAAGAAGAAUGGAAACUACUGUGUGCUUCAGAUGGAUCCCGACUACGAACCUGAUGACUCUGAGGUGAGAGUAUUGUUUGGUCUCUACCUCAAACAAAAGAGGAACGGAGCACGUAUUGAUAAGGAAUUCUUCAGCAAUGUUGUUUCCAAAGGCUCGCUCUCUGAGGAAGCUGUGCGUGACCUCACCGUGGCCACCAUCGCUGUCAAGUACACUCAGUCUAACUCUGUCUGCUAUGCUAAAGACGGGCAGGUUAUUGGUAUUGGUGCAGGGCAGCAGUCUCGUAUCCACUGCACUCGGCUGGCGGGUGACAAAGCUGAUAACUGGUGGCUCAGGCACCACCCUCGUGUCCUAAACAUGAAGUUUCGCAGUGGCCUGAAAAGAGCAGAGAUGGCCAACGCAGUCGACCAGUAUGUGAGCGACACCAUCGGAGAGGGCCCAGACUUGGAAGUUUGGAAGUCGAUGUAUGAAGAGGUCCCUGAGCGUCUGUCAGAGGCUGAAAAGAAGAACUGGAUCAGCUCCCUGCAGGCCGUGGCUGUCAGCUCUGACGCCUUCUUCCCCUUCAGAGAUAACAUAGAUCGGGCCAAAAGGAGCGGGGUCCAGUACAUCGCAGCUCCGGCGGGCUCUGCUGCUGAUGAGGUUGUGAUCAAUGCCUGUAAUGAGCAAGGCAUUACUCUAGUGCACACCAACCUGCGACUCUUCCACCACUGAGUAAACUAAGUUUUCAGUUUGUUCACAGUUUUGUAUCUUUACAAAAGCAAAAAUGUUUCUAACAUUGCUGAUCCUCAAACAUUCCUACCCUCAUCAUGCUGAACUGUAGACAGACGCACAAUUUUGUAACACUAAAUACAUUCCUGACUUGUGAUCGUGAUGUUCAAGAGCGUGAUACUGUAACUGUCAAUGUUCCUUUUAGGUCAGUCUCGAAACACUGUGAAAUAAACUGUUAGUUUGUCUGUC
This is a messenger RNA of Archocentrus centrarchus (flier cichlid), 2189 nucleotides long. RefSeq names its product 5-aminoimidazole-4-carboxamide ribonucleotide formyltransferase/IMP cyclohydrolase (gene atic). Gene Ontology annotation, biological process: 'de novo' IMP biosynthetic process. NCBI's taxonomy places the organism in Eukaryota, Metazoa, Chordata, Actinopteri, Cichliformes, Cichlidae. The transcript has 15 exons. The record is from RefSeq and is a predicted model, not a curated record. Bases 168 to 1943 code for a protein of 591 amino acids. Gene Ontology annotation, cellular component: cytosol. Gene Ontology annotation, molecular function: IMP cyclohydrolase activity; phosphoribosylaminoimidazolecarboxamide formyltransferase activity.